Molecule: messenger RNA, 318 nt
Organism: Xyrichtys novacula (pearly razorfish)
Lineage: Eukaryota; Metazoa; Chordata; Actinopteri; Labriformes; Labridae
Source: the annotation of a GenBank genome assembly
AUGGAAAAAUGGAAACUGCCGCUUGUCACAGACGACUUUGAAAGAGCGCACCGCAUGGGACCACUUAGAGACAAUCAGAAACACCCGCGGGCCAUCAUCUCCAAGCUACAUCACUUCCAGAAGAAGCAGCGGAUUCUCAACAUGUCUAAGUUGAGCCCAGAAGACUGUGUCCUCAGGGUGGUACCUGAUAUAUCGGCACAGCUUCAGGCGAGGAGAUCCGAGUUUUGGCCGCUGAGGAAACACCUACAUCAGAUGGGACUUAAGACUUACUUUCAACACUCGGCCAUCCUCUGGGUGGAGGUGGGGCGCAGAAGAUGA